AUGUAACCCAGUUUGUUUUAUGUAAAUCUUGCCAUACUAAUGAUUGGUCAAUUCAUUUGCCAGUAGUUAUGUAAUAGACAAUUGAAUUAUUCAAUCUGACUGAUAUUUAAGGUUUUUUUUAAAACUGUUUAACAGACUUAAUCAAAAAGUAUCAAAUUGUGAAAUUCUUAAUUUAAGAAAUUAUUGUUUCAAACGGUACAAUUUAUUCAAUUGAUAACAUCCGUUGCACAAUAAAAACAAUCAGUCCUGCGAUCCUACAUUUUUAGCAGACGACAUAGAGACAAACGUAAGUGAAAGUUUCAUUAUAACACAUAUUUACAGGUAGUCUAUAUUUAAUCAUCCUCACUAAAAGGUGAAUUUUAAGUCUCUGUAGAUUAUUUAUAAAAUAGUUAUAUUUUCUUCUUAUAAGAUUUAGAGAAAUAAUGAUUUUCAAUUAUUUCCCACGUUAUCGCCCGUUUGUUUACUUGAACACAAACAUGUUUGCUAAUAUUUCAAUGCAGAUUCAUUCAUUACAAAAGACUAUUAGUUUGUUUCCUCUCUAGGUAAUGUCAAACGAACAUAACGCAAAUCUACUCUCCUUGUUCAGUUCUAUUAAAGCUGAUGAAAUAAAUGAUGGAUUGGCUGAUACAUUCGAGGGAUCCCUGCAGGGACUUGGCUUUGAUGUUAACAAUUACACAUAUAACAUGAGGUAGUAUACCUUGAAUAUACACUCUUUUAGAAAUAACUUAAUCAAGUCUAUCACUAUUAAAUUCUACGUCCGUCUAAAUAUUUUUUAUAUUUAUCCUCUUGAGAUUGACCCAUGUGAGGAUAUUAUAUCCAAGUUUGCAUGAAAAUGAUAUUCUGCUCUUAGAUAUCUAAUAUUAUUUUUUUUUGAAUCCAGUCUAAUAAAAUAUUCUAUUAGAUGGUCUGAGAAGAGCUUUCUUUUAUUCAGAGCAAAAGAAUUGUCUUUUUUUUAAAAGUAUCUGCUCCCAAUUUAUUUCUUGUUUUGUUGAUCAUUAAGAUAAUUAAUAUCUUAUUUUUUUCAAUACUUGUUAAACUUUAAUAUCUUGAAGAAUUGCUCUUUUUAUUUUAAUUUCUUUUCUUUUUUUAAAAAGCAAUUGAGAGAUCCAAUUAAAAUUUUUUAAAUUAACCUAUACGAAACCUUCAAUUUCCUCUAUUAGUCCAGUCAUAUCUUAUUAAUUAACCUUUUUUAACAGCGAUGCUCUACAUGCACUACCGAAAUUUAAGGAUGAAGAUGAAAAUGAUACGAUAGAACAUGCCUCUACUCUUAUUAUAUCAACUGCUGAAGAAAAGAUUCCUUUAGAUUAUCUUUUGGUUGCUGCAACUUCUGCCGCUACUAAGGAAACAGAAGAAACUCUCACGUAUCUUAAUCAAGCGCAAUCUUAUGAAUUGAAGCUUGCUAGAAAGGACAAUGGUAUUGGUCCUCUCCAGAGCAUCGUAAGGGUUCUGUUUCAUGAAAGGAGAAUGCAAUAUUCUGAAAAAGAGCAGUUAGAAAGUUGGAAGAACGAUCAUCCCGGAAGAAGAUUUAUGGAUGUUGAUGUUCCCUUAUCAUUUGGCAUAACAGAUAUCGUAGUGCAUCCAGAUGUUUUGAAUGCAGUAACAGUUCAUUGGAGCGAGAAAUGUUCUUUAUUUAUAAAGGUUCAUUGUAUAAGCACUGAAUUCACGCAACGAAAACACGGAGGAGAGAAAGGAGUACCAUUUAGAAUUCAAGUAGAAACGUAUACUGAAAAUGGAGAGAAAAUUUUACACUGUGCAGCUUGUCAGAUUAAAGUUUUCAAACCAAAGGGAGCUGAUAGAAAGCAUAAAACAGAUAGGGAGAAAAUUGAAAAAAAGCCAGAAUCUGAACGUGCUAAAUACAGACCUGUAUCAAAUGUUACGAAAUUAGUAGAUGUACCUCUUGAAGUCGUUCAACAUUAUUUGAUUAUGAAUCCAAAAACUGUAAACUUUGAAUUAGAAAAUCCGCCAGACACUCCAUCAAAUACCCCUAUAGCAAGUCCUUCAGGAACGGUAAAAUGUCUAACAACGACAAAUGUUACUACAACUGCUUCAACCACAAUAAAGACUAUCAGUUCAAAUGUUUCUGCGAAUUCAACUUCGGCUGAAGUUGUUGAUUGGUUAAAUAAUAACAGGUUUUCAAGUUAUAGUCGAGUGUUUGAGAAUUUUUCCGGCAGUGAUUUACUUCGGUUGACAAGAGACGAGUUAAUACAAAUUUGCGGUUUAGCUGAUGGUAUUCGAUUAGACAACGCUCUUCAAGUGAAAAAUGUGAGGCCAAGAUUAACUCUGUUUGUAUGUCAAGAAACUAGAUCAAGUAGAAGAGCAAGCGAAAAAGGAGAAGAGCAUACAAUAACGAGAGUAAGAUCUGAAGGUUCGCUCUCCUCAGCAGAUGAAGAUACUUUGCUAACAUCUCUUAAAUUUAACACUACUAAGGAUAUCAAGCCAAUUCGAAAAUUAGUAAAGGGAAAACGCUGUAAUUUCUCCGGCAAUGCUUUCAGGGAUAAUCCUCCAAUAAAAGUUCCCAAUCCCACCUCAAAGCGUCACAAAGAAAAUGAUGGUAACGUUUCAGAUGACGAAGCUUACUAUUUUAAGAAACAGAGAAAGAAUCUCGAAUUAUCUAGAAAAAAUGUUUAUCACGCAAUUUAUUUAGACAACACUACAAUUUCCCAAUUAAAAGAAAAACUUGCGAUUUUACUAGGCGUUGAUAUUAGCCUAUUAGGAGAAGUAUAUACCAUAGAAAAAGAUGGAAUAUAUGUUCUAGUUACCGAUCAGGUUGUUCACAGUAUAAAAGAUAAAUCUACAUUUGCUUUAGAUACAAAUGAAAGCGAUGAAGGAUCAUAUUUCAGAGUUUUUAUGCGAUUGUUGGAAGAAGAUUAAUUCUAUUUUUCUUAUUUUUAACAUAAAACGAAAAGAAAGUAAAAAAAAGUAAAAUUUUCUUUUCAGUGUCUGUUUCAGUGUUAAUUUCUCUUUUUUUUUGUUUCUUUGUAAAGAAAAAGCAAAGAAGGAAAAAAAAAUUGCGAAAAUUAUACUUUUGUUUUUUAUUAUUUUGAUAUCUUUGUCUUGUAGUUUUGUCGAAUGAAGAAAAUUAAUAGUCCUAUUGUUUAAGAAAAAGAGAUAAAAUAAAUGAAAGUUUUUGUCAUUUAGAAGCAUUCUAAUAAUUAAAACUACGGACUUAAUUUAUAUACACUAUAUAUAUUAAAUACACUAAUUUAUGCUCUGUUUUAAGGAGUAUAAGUGUGAAUGGUGCGUUUUUUCUCAUUUUUUUUAUCUUUUUUUAGUAUAAAAACUAUUCUAUGACAAUAUAUCUUGUUAAAUUGUUAAAUAAUCAACAAUAGCUUUUAAUAUUAACCAACAG
This is a messenger RNA of Dimorphilus gyrociliatus, 3349 nucleotides long. NCBI's taxonomy places the organism in Eukaryota, Metazoa, Annelida, Polychaeta, Dinophilidae. The record is from the annotation of a GenBank genome assembly.